Priapulus caudatus is the source of this 1143-nucleotide messenger RNA. RefSeq names its product organic cation transporter protein-like. NCBI's taxonomy places the organism in Eukaryota, Metazoa, Priapulida, Priapulimorpha, Priapulimorphida, Priapulidae. Gene Ontology annotation, cellular component: membrane. Gene Ontology annotation, molecular function: transmembrane transporter activity. The transcript has 6 exons. Gene Ontology annotation, biological process: transmembrane transport. The record is from RefSeq and is a predicted model, not a curated record. The coding region runs from base 10 to 1143 and encodes 377 amino acids.
CGCGACAACAUGGCGGAAGUGAACAAGCCCCUGUACGAGGCUAGCGCGAUGCCUCACCUGAUCUCGUUCGAUGAGAUUCUUACGCACAUAGGAGAUCUUGGCAGAUGGCAGAUACAAGUUUUCCUGCUCAUCUCGCUUGCAAUAUUAGUGCUUGGCUUACAGAACAUGGUGAUCGUAUUCAUCGGAGCGAUCCCUGAGCAUUGGUGCGCCGUGCCGGAGCUGGCGGCACUACCCUACGACGUGCAGAAAAACCUGAGCAUACCGUAUGACAUAUCAGAUGAAGGAGUAUUGAAAUGGUCGGCCUGUGAGGUAUAUUCUGAACGAAAUUACACGCAGGCAGCUUUUCUCUAUGCCAGUGGAGGCCUCGACAGUUUGUCGCACUUCUUUUACACCGACGGCAACCAGACAUCGUGUGAGAAUGGUUGGAUUUACGAUCAGCGAGAGGGGGGCUCGACUUUCGCUACUGACUGGGACCUGGUCUGCGGCAAAAGCUGGUUGGCGUCUGCUGCCGGUCAAAGUCUCUACAUGUUGGGUUUUCUGAUCGGAUGCAUCGUUUUCGGAGAGAUUUCAGACAAGAAAGGCCGGAAGAAAACCUUCUUGUUUACGAUACUGAUGCAAGCGACGGUCUCCACGGCUAGCGCUUUCUCUCCGAACUAUCCCGUCUACGCCGUGCUGCGGUUCCUGACAGGAGCGGCCGCGGCUGGGUCCUGUAACAGUGGCUUCGUCUAUCUAAUGGAGAACAUUGGGGGUGCUUAUCGCAAUCGAUGCUCUAACGGCGUCAGCAUAUUCUACUCGAUGGGAUGGCUGUUGUUAGCCCUGUUCGCGUGGCUCAUCCCCUCGUGGCGCCAUCUACAGUUUGGGAUAUCAGUUUGGAUGUUCAUUCUGCUGGGUUACUACUUUCUUCUAGACGAAUCCCCACGAUGGCUGUACGCAGAAGGCAAGCACGAAGAAUGCGAAGUGGCACUGAGGAAAAUGGCAGCAAUCAACCGGAGGCCAUACCCCGAGAAUGUACAACUGAUUCUUAAUGAAAAGAAGCAUCAGAUAGUCACCGACGACGGUAAGGUGAGAGAACCGAACGUCAUGGACACACUGCGUACGCCAAACAUGAGGAAGAAAUCGCUCGUCAUGAUGUUGCAGUGGUAA